Molecule: messenger RNA, 609 nt
Organism: Staurois parvus
Lineage: Eukaryota; Metazoa; Chordata; Amphibia; Anura; Ranidae
Source: the annotation of a GenBank genome assembly
GUAAGGGAAUGCAAGCUAGCCCCUUGUAAUGAUGAACCAUGCUUAGGAGAUAAGUCCAUAUUCUGCCAAAUGGAGGUACUUGCACGAUAUUGCUCAAUACCGGGCUACAACAAGCUCUGCUGUGAAUCCUGCAGCAAACGCAGCACUCAGUCUCCCCCAUUCCUCACAGAGGCAGCAGAAACUGAGGAUGAACUUUCUUUUGAUCCCAGUGCAUCAAGAGCAGGAAUGAUACCCACAUCUUUAUCAUCCGACAAUGAAGAAACUGAAUCUGAAGCUAGAAGUCUUUUGACUAUUCUUUCUUCCAUAGAAAGCAAUGCAGAUCUUGGCCUCGUGUCUCCAACAGAGAAUCGAGCAAAGACAUCAGAUCCAGCAUUAAGGAGAUCACAACUAGCAGCAAGCAAGACUUUUAAACUUGUUGCUGUUCCCCCAUCUGCAGCAACUCACAACAGCAACAUCCAUACACAUAAAUCAUCAGGAGCGGCCAUGCCGCUUGCAGCAGGUGCUAACUCCAGCUCAACAGGUGCUCAUUCUUCAGUAAAAACCCUGAAGAGAAAUGAUAAGCCUCAAGAGAAGAGACGUUCUUUACAGUCGUCCUCUAUAGAAAGAUGA